Messenger RNA from Apis mellifera (honey bee), 1476 nucleotides. It is a transcript of the gene Coq9, whose product is annotated as ubiquinone biosynthesis protein COQ9, mitochondrial. The transcript is spliced from 5 exons. The record is from RefSeq and is a predicted model, not a curated record. Gene Ontology annotation, cellular component: mitochondrial inner membrane. Bases 90 to 935 code for a protein of 281 amino acids. Lineage: Eukaryota; Metazoa; Arthropoda; Insecta; Hymenoptera; Apidae. Gene Ontology annotation, biological process: ubiquinone biosynthetic process. Gene Ontology annotation, molecular function: lipid binding.
CGACCUUCCUGAAUAGAAUAAUAAUAAUCGAUGUUUCGCCGUGUGUGAGCAUAAAUGUGCAACAAGUAAGUUUAUUUAAAGCUAUUGAUAUGGCCAUGUCUAGCAUUUUAUUAAUGCGUAAAGGUCUUUCAGUAAAUGGUUUUAGAAGUUUAUGGACUUGUAGAGUUUUAUUCAAUGAUCAAAUUAAAAAUGAUACACAAAAAUCAAAUCAGAAAUAUAAAAAUAAUGAAAGUGAAGAAGAAUAUGAGAAAAAUAUCAAAUCAAAAAUUCUUGAUGCAUCUUUAAAAUAUGUUCAUGAUCUAGGAUGGAGUCAUAAAGCCAUCAGUGCUGGUGCUGAGUCUAUUGGGUAUCCUGGGAUAAUUCAUGGAUUAUUCCCUAAUCGAGGAGCAGAUUUGGUUCAAUAUUUCUACUUAACAUGCAACAAAAAGUUGAAUAACAUCCUUAAAGAACAAACUCUUGCAAAUCAAGAAAAUCCUAAAGAAACAAAAACACUACUAUUAGAAGCACGUAAUGCUGUUGAGACAAGGCUUAGAAUGGUGAUUCCUUAUAAAAAAACAUGGCCACAGGCUUUAGCUCUCAUGUCUCUUCCACCUAAUGUACCAAUGUCAUUAGCUAAUUUACUUACUUUAGUAGAUGAUAUUUGCUAUUAUGCUGGUGAUAGAUCAGUUGAUAUAAACUGGUAUACUAGAAGAAUAGUACUAGCAGGUAUUUAUAAAACUACGGAAUUAUACAUGAUACAAGAUAAUAGUGAAGAUCAUCAAAAAACUUGGCAUUUUUUGGAUAGACGAAUUAAAGAUGCCACACAAAUUCAAAUGAUUCUAACAACAACUUCUGAUAUGGCUUUACCAGAUCAAGCCUUAAAUCGUGCUACUGAAGCUGCAACUGCUGCUUUUGUUACAGCACGCAAUAUACUUGGAUUGAAUUGGAAUAGGUAGAAAACAAAUAAUUAAUAUUAUAUAAUACUUUAUGGUAUUAAUUAUUACUAGAUUACUAAAAUAAAAACAUGGAAUAUAAAUUCAUUUGUUACAAAUGAAAAUUUAUCAAAAGAAUUUAUGUACAGAGUUUAUUUAGUAAUGGUAUUAAAAAAAAACAUUAAAAAGAAUUAAUAAUCAUGGCUAAUUUAUUUUGAUAUUAUAUUUUAACAAGAUCUGUACAUUUGAGAUUGAAUUUAAUAUAUGCGAUUUAUUUCUGUGCAAGAUAGAAAGAUAUAAACUGUUAGAAAUAUAGAUUUAAUAAUAUUUAACAAUUACCCUGCAAUAUUGUCAUAAUUAAAAUAAUAUAUUCUUAUGUUUUAUACAAAAUUAUGUUAAAUCUAUUGAACAAGAGAUUAAUUUUCAUUCUUACUAUUCAAUUGAGCAGGAAAUAUUUUACUAUAAAAAAUGUAUUUACAAACACACCACACAGCCAAGUACUUCAUGAAAUUGUUUAAAUUGUUUAAACUUUGAAUUACAUUAAAAUAUAUAAUAAUUAUAUAUA